Messenger RNA from Impatiens glandulifera, 318 nucleotides. Its product is annotated as agamous-like MADS-box protein AGL62. The record is from RefSeq and is a predicted model, not a curated record. NCBI's taxonomy places the organism in Eukaryota, Viridiplantae, Streptophyta, Magnoliopsida, Ericales, Balsaminaceae. The transcript has a single exon. Bases 1 to 318 code for a protein of 105 amino acids. Gene Ontology annotation, molecular function: DNA binding; protein dimerization activity.
AUGUUGAUGAUUGUCUUCUCUCCGGGGAAGAAGGUAUUCUCGUUUGGUCACCCGAGCGUCGAGGAAUUGGCUGCUCGAUUUAUGGGAACUCAUGGUCCAUCCUCCUCCUCGAUGGGACUUUCUCACGAGACUCAACAGCUCGUGGAGGCUCAUAGGCAGACUAACAUUCGGGACCUGAAUGCUCGACUAAUGGAGGCUCAGGAACAGUUGGAGACAGAGAAAAAGCGUGGGGAGGCAAUUAUCCAAGCCUUGCGUGCUGGAAGGGAGCAAAGAUGGUGGGAACGUUCCAUUGAGAAGAUGAGCUAUCCUCUACUCUAG